AUGGCUGGUGCUGCCAAUGAUGCCACCGACAUUCAAAUUAACGGCACUGAUAUUCGGGUGGCUAAUCCUCUCACGGGAAAUAAUGUAGAUGGCUUUACUGCUAUUGAUGCUUUGGGGGAUAAGGCGGUGUUGACCGCUGCGGCGGCUGUUCGUCAAAAAUUCAUUACUGACUUCAAAGCCGUUUCUGGUGCUUCGGCCAGUGCCUCCGACCCCGAUAUUUUGGCUUAUUUUGAUAAAAACUUAACGGCUGAAAAAGCCGCUGAACUUUACAAUGGUAAUCCUCGGGUUGAUGGCUCAGAAUUAGAGAAAGGAGCAACUAAUAAUAAAGUAAAAUAUGACAAUAAAGAAUAUGAUGCUGACAAGCCAGCCGACAUUACUGCGGCCAAAAAAGCCAAAAUUGACGCUGACAAAGCAGCAAAAUUAUCCAGUGCUAAAACUAAUGCUAUAAAUGAUAUUCAAACAUUAAUGGAUGAUACUUCGGAUUAUAUUAAUGCGGCUACUACGGAGACGGAAGUAAGCAAUCGCCAAGAUAAAAUUAAAAAGGCCAUUAAGGAGAUUAGGAAAACCAAAGAGCCUCCUUUUGACGCUGCUGCUGCUCGUUUAGAGGCUAUUACGGAGAAAGAAUUUGAGGAUAAAAAUACCCAAACGGACAUUGAUAGCAAAAAAGUUGAAUUAACUGGUAAAAUUGAUGCUGAAAAAGCAAAAGAACCAAAAAAAUCCAGCCAAAAAGUAUCAGCAGAGGAGGUGAGAGAAAUAUUUGAAACUGUUACGGGAGACAGUAAUGUCAAAGUUACUAACGAAGAAAAUAUUAAAGAAGAUAAAAAGGUGGAUUUCUCGGAGUAUUUGAGUAAAUUGCCUGCGGCAGAGCAACCAACCGGUAGCGAUGAAAAAGAAAAAGUGAAUAAUUUCUUAACUCAUAAAAAAGCCGAGGUAGUAAUCAAAGCCAUAUUUGGUUAUAAAUUGAAAAAAGAUGAUAAUUUUGUGAAGGAGACCGAAACUAAAAUGGAAGCAGAGAAAAAUGACGAGGGGCAACCAUUAGACCAGGAUAUUUAUCCUAAACAAGAUGAUAAAUAUACCCAAGAGGCCAUGACAAAAUAUCUUUUUGAGAAAAAAACCGGUCAGGCUCACCAAUUUGCGGCUAAACAACAAAGUCAAGAAGCUACUGAAACAAUUGGAUUAGUGGUGGUAUUCUGGGAAAGAUUAACUGGUUCGGUUGAGGGAGGAAAAGAUAAUG
This is a messenger RNA of Racocetra persica, 1234 nucleotides long. Lineage: Eukaryota; Fungi; Glomeromycota; Glomeromycetes; Diversisporales; Gigasporaceae. The record is from the annotation of a GenBank genome assembly.